CAUUUGAAUUGCUUUUAGUUGCACUUAAAUAUAAGUGCUUAAUUGUAACCACAAACCAUUCACAUUAGAUUUGUACAAUAAAGUACAAAUCGCACGCGAAUGGCAAAACCCCAAAACGGAACAAGUGACAAUACCAAAUUAUAAUAGUCCGAGGAUAUUACACACAAAUAUAAACGGUGUACUUGAAUGCACCGUGAGCUCUGCGCGUUCACAACACAUUCGUUUUACCAUAAAAAACGAUGUAGACGUGCUACUAAUUUUAAUGGUGGGUGGGUGUGGGCGCGCGCGCGCGUGCGUUUGGGUAGAAAUGAAGCUGACGGGCGACUGCAUGAUUCAUUUUCUUAAACGUCUGCUUCUUCACGUCUCACGCAAGAGCUUUUAGAGAUGCGUUACCAUGACAGAACGUAACAGACUAAUGAAAAUAUAAACAUUUUCCUCAAUUUUGUCUCAAAUUCACAAUUCUUACUUCCGUAUUCCGCAUCAGCUGAAGUACCGCCGAUGAACCGUAACUGAGAGGAGACGACCCCCUCUGUGCAAGGUAGGAAGAAAUGAUUCUCUUAUUAUUCACAGGUUGCUGAAACAGGUGUAGCUAACAAUAAAUAGUAGGUAGUAGUUGGUGGCGUGUGAUGUGAUGGUCACAAUUCCUGAUAACCUGCUGAUAAACUACAAAAAAAUAAGUGUUUUUGGAGUUCACACGUGUGGCCAGCAUCACAACUGGAACUGUUCAGUGGUGAUUUCAAAAUGUCAUUUCUGUGUUUAAAUGUUGCAAAGAGUCUCAAUAAUGACUCUUACACUUGAGCUUGUGCCACUGAGCAGCUCUAUAGACCGUCCACUGUAUAAUACAUUUGAUAUGCUGGACAGAAAUGACACUUGUGAAGAUUCCCUUUUUAAAUUCCUUUUUAAGAAGUCUAAAAGGCUUGAACAAGGAAGCCGACGGGCUGCCCCAGUCGUGUGAGGAGAAAGAGAGAUGUGGGGGUUAAAGCCACAUGCAAAGAAGCUGGUGAUGGCUGGUGUUUCCUAUGACGUGCUGACUGUACGCUUAAAAUAGAUGAUUUUUCUUUCUUUUUUUUUUAAAGUAAAAAAAGGAGAUAUUUUCUCCCCUAGAAUUGUGAUAUUUCUACUACCUUGAUGAAUAGAAGUGGGGAAAAUAGAAGUGAGUUACACCAGGGGCCAAAAUCCCAUUUCAAUGCUGUAUUUGACACUUUCUCCCUCAGCAUGUUCAAUUAUUUUAAAUAAUUAUAUUAACUAUAUUAUAUAUAUUAUUAGCCCAUACGCGGCCAGUUUUUGUAUGUUCAACCAGCAAUACCAAUAUGUUAGUGGCAAUGAUACACAAUACAUGUUUAAAUACACAUCUGACUUGAAAAUGGGUCAUAAAACAUUCUGCCAGAUGUGAUGAUUUUAACUGAAGGACAAACAGGAGUGGGAAUUUCACAAUGCUUCACUUGAUUAGAAACUGGAUCUAAAUCAAAGCUGGAACAUAAUAUCAGACUCAAAAUAGUCUAAAUAAUUAAAUGUGUAAAACUGGAUUAUAAUAUGUCACAAGAAAAAUCUCAAAUGUCAGUAAAGUAACUUUACAUUAAUGAACGGGACUUUUAUAAAAGGAUGAAGACAUCAGUAUGUCACCUGUCUGUCCACCUCUUACCCAAUGCUGUUAAUUAAUUAAUUAAUUAAUUAAUUAAUAAAAGAAGGACAAAAGACAACAACAACGUUUCAACAUGUAUGACUGUUUACAUGCAGCUCUUAACCUGGGAUUUUACAGCAGGAAAAAUAACAUUCAGUGAAUUUAUUUAUUUAACCGAAAAACAAAACAGUCAAGCUUUGAAUAAUUCAUAAUGUCAUGAUUCAUAACAACAUACUUUUGAUCUGAACUGAAGAUAAGUAUGCAGCAUAAGUUACCACGGUACCAUCGCCUAUUCAGAUUUCAACUACCCAGUACUUUUCCAUGCACAGUAAUGUGUUGUAGCUCGACCAGGUCAUUCAGUUGUGAAUGCUUUUGUUGGCAGUCGUUUGAAGUGAUUCAUUGAAAAAAAAGGGGCUAAAGGGUUGUUGGUAGAAGGUGGUUUCGGGUUUAGCAGGUGUAAUUUGUCAGCAUUGACUAUAGAGUAUUGUCUUAUUUUUCUUUGGACUGGCUUUUUCUACUAUUUAAGGUAUUAGUCAGACGUGGAGAUUGUGUUGCAUACUGAGGCCUGAGACUGAGGCCUGAGACUCUAAUCCAACUGGAGGUAUACUCUCCCUACGGUGGCCAUCCGUUCUGUAAAUUAAGGAUUCUUUGCCUAUUUGAAAGAUAAAUACAUUGUUCCUUAUUUUUGAUCAUGAAAAGAAUACUUCACCGAUUUGCAUUUAGCUUUGAAUUACUAGAAUAGGGCUAGUUUUUUUUUUUUAAAUUGUCCCUCCCAAACUCAGUUUCCCCUGAGUUGAAAAAUAUCUUCUAUAUUUUUUUUGUUACAUGCCCACCAGUGACACUUGGUCCUUUUAGCGUAACUGUUGGCAAAGAUGGCGGCCACUGUUUACAUUCUGGGAAUGAAGUCCCGCCCCCCCUACGAGUUUCUCAACUUAGGGGAAACUGAGGUUGGGAAGCACAAUUUAUCAAAAAUACUAUUCUUGUAAUACAAAGCUAAAUGCAAAUCGGUGAAGUAUUCCUUUAAGUCACGUGUCGUAAUGGAGAGGCGGCGAGAUGUAAAGGUAAAAUGGCCACAUGAGGGAACUGCUCAGGCGAAAGCCGCAAAAAUGUAAAACGGUACCUACGAGUCGAGCCCAUAGGAACGACUUUAACUGUUCACAAAUUACACUGUAACAACUAAUCCUGCACUAAUCAUUUAAACUAACCCUAAACUAAAUUAACUCAAUACUGGCUCCUACACUCACCAGAGCAUGUACUAAAAAAGUAACAUGUACCAGGUACUAGCACUAAUGGAAAAACAAAAUAACCGUGCUGUGCCGAGGUGAGUAGAGUCGCACUAGUGGAACCACGCCAUAUGUCAGUACAACUGAGAAGUUCCUUAUUCUCUUAGUUUACAUGUAUUUUAAAAGUCUUUACAACAAUUCUUGUUUUCAUGUAAACAUACUUAAUGUGGUAAAGCAGAAAAUCCCAACGUUAAACAGCUCUACAAAUCCUGCUUUGUAGUUUAGGCCUCUUCUCUGAUGAGUUACUGUUACGAACUUGUGAUUUGACUGCUUCAGUGGUUUCUUUUAAUUAUGCUUUAGUUGAGUUGCUGUCAAUUAAGUCAUGAUGUUGUUUCUGUCUUUCUUACUGUCAUUUUUUUUGUCCCCACAGAUGAUGGCCGUUUUAAGUAAACCGUCAUGUCUGGCAAAAAUAAGUGCUAUUUGCCUUGCCGUCACUUUUAUUGCUUUAUUUCUAUAUUUUGAGCCACAGUCUCCUUUGUGUCCAUCUACGUCUACAUUAGCUGAUGAAUUAAACGCUGACGACACUGAAAAGCCCAUCUUCCUGCUGUGGUUCUGGCCUCUUGGUGUGAGGUUUGACUUCAAAAUCUGCUCAACCUACUUCAACAUUAGUAGCUGCAUACUGACUGAUGAUAGAUCCAUGUACAGCAGAGCAGAAGGAGUCAUUAUCUUCCAUAGAGAUAUCGACUGGCACUUGAAUAACAUUCCCAAGGACCCACGUCCAUCUUUUCAGAAAUGGAUUUGGUUCCACGUGGAAUCUCCGACAAACACACUGAAGAUACCAGGUUUGGAAAACCUGUUCAACUUAACACUGAGCUACAGACGAGACGCCGACAUUGUGGUGAGGAAUGAGGUGACUGUCAAGAAAGAAGAGAUGAAGGACGUCUUUGUUCUGCCUAAGAAAAACAAUCUGUUGUGUUGGAUUGUCAGUAACAAUGUUGCGAGCACUGGAACAAGCACAAGAGAGAAAUAUUACAAUGAACUGUCCAAACAUAUAAAGAUUGAACUGUUUGGUUCUGCACAUACAGGGCGUCGGUUGAGCUAUGAAGACUAUUACCCAACCCUUGCUAGUUGUAAGUUUUACCUCUCAUUUGAGAACUCGCUCCACAAGGACUACUUUGUAGAAAAGGUAAACGGGCCCCUCGUUGCAGGGUCGGUCCCUGUAGUUAUGGGUCCACCAAGAGAAAACUAUGAGCAGUUUAUUCCCAAUGGCUCCUUCAUUCACAUCAAUGAUUUCCCUGACGCAAAAUCACUGGCAGAGUUUCUACAGCGGCUGGACAAGGAUGAUAAAGCAUACAUGGGUUAUUUUGAGUGGAGAAAGUAUUAUAAAGUGGUGCCUCAUCUUUUGUCAAUGCAGAAUGAAUUCAUUCAUCCCAUCUGCCUCGCCUGUGACCACAUUUCAAAAGACAAGGAGUACCAUGUAGUUAAUGACCUUUAUGAGUGGUACUUUACAUGAAAACUGCUGUGACAUCAUUUUGUUAGAAGUUAUUAGGCAGUGAAGACACUGAAUAUCUCAGGGUUCUUGAAAACUCUUAAAUAAUAAUAAUAUUAAUUAUAAUGACUUAGAUUUAUAAAGCGCUUUUCACGAAGCCCAGUCGCUGUACAGUUGAGAACAGAGAAGAAAACACACACACUAACAAACUCUUAAUUGGACUUGGACAACAGUAAGUUUUCCUAUUCCUUGUUUACCAGUUUUAGUGUGUAUCUUCCACCUUCCUCAGAACUGUCGCCUGAUUCUGGAUGAUGAUGACGGUGGUGGCGUGCCUUCUCAGCUAACAUCAGGUGACAGUUCUGAGGAGAAGAUACACAUUUUUUGAAGAGCGAUGGUUUUGUUUUGUUUUUUUUAAUUUAUAAAUUUAAAUCUUUUGUAAAUAUAAAUCUGAUGAAGCUGUAUCAAGUUACCCGUACUUUGAGAUGACAGAUGACAAAGUACCGUGGUCAUAUUCACAAUACAAAAAAAAAAAAAACAAGCGCAAAUGUGUGCAUGUUGCGUUUUUGGUUUUUAAAAAUGAACCGCUAUUUUAA
Molecule: messenger RNA, 4926 nt
Organism: Solea solea (common sole)
Lineage: Eukaryota; Metazoa; Chordata; Actinopteri; Pleuronectiformes; Soleidae
Product: 4-galactosyl-N-acetylglucosaminide 3-alpha-L-fucosyltransferase 9-like
Exons: 2
Coding region: 3227-4357 (376 amino acids)
Cellular component (GO): membrane
Molecular function (GO): alpha-(1->3)-fucosyltransferase activity
Source: RefSeq, a predicted model, not a curated record